Spea bombifrons (plains spadefoot toad) is the source of this 1409-nucleotide messenger RNA. It is a transcript of the gene HHEX, whose product is annotated as hematopoietically expressed homeobox. NCBI's taxonomy places the organism in Eukaryota, Metazoa, Chordata, Amphibia, Anura, Pelobatidae. Gene Ontology annotation, molecular function: DNA-binding transcription factor activity, RNA polymerase II-specific; RNA polymerase II cis-regulatory region sequence-specific DNA binding. The transcript is spliced from 4 exons. The record is from RefSeq and is a predicted model, not a curated record. Bases 240 to 1067 code for a protein of 275 amino acids. Gene Ontology annotation, biological process: regulation of transcription by RNA polymerase II; cell differentiation.
CUCCUCGCAGCACCGGAGUGGAUGACAUCUCCAGCCGUGGACUGCACUGGGCAAGCACUGUGACAUCAGGGCAAGAAGGGAGCAGAGGCAUCGGUGGCAUCAGGGCAAGAAGGGAGCAGAGGCAUCGGUGGCAUCAGGGCAAGAAGGGAGCAGAGGCAUCGGUGGCAUCAGGGCAAGAAGGGAGCAGAGGCAUCGGUGGCAUCAGGGCAAGAGGGGAGCAGUGAAUACCCCCUAUUACCAUGCAAUACCAGCACCCUACCUCUGCAGCAAUGAGCUUCAGUGUGCCCCUAUAUGCCCCUACCCCCCUGCAGCCUGUCCACCCAACUCCUUUCUACAUCGAUGACAUCUUGGGAAGGAAUGCAACCUCUAAUGGGACCCCCGCUAUACCAACCCCUACCCUGCCAUCCCCCAAUUCUUCAUUUACCAGCCUGGUGACCACAUACAGGACUCCCAUCUACGAACCAACACCGAUCCACCCAGCUUUCUCCCAUCCAGCUGCGCUGGCUGCAUCCUACGGAACCAGCACCUUCCAAAGCCCCCUGUACCCCUUCUCAAGACCCAUGGGGGAAUACACUCAUGCCCUCAUCAGACAUGACCCUAUGGGUAAACCCCUUCUCUGGAGCCCCUUCAUUCAGAGACCCCUACACAAGAGAAAAGGGGGGCAAGUGAGGUUUUCAAAUGACCAAACCAUUGAGCUGGAGAAAAAGUUUGAGACCCAGAAAUAUCUGUCACCCCCAGAGAGGAAGAGACUGGCCAAGAUGCUGCAGCUCAGCGAGAGACAGGUCAAAACCUGGUUCCAGAACAGGAGGGCCAAAUGGAGGCGGCUCAAACAGGAGAACCCCCAGGGAAAUAAGAAAGAAGAAACUGAAAGCUCAGCUAAUUGCUGUGAAGAGGAACAGAACACCUGUUUGGGCUCAGAUCAUGCCAACAAGGAAUCCUCUCUAGAUGGAUCUAACUACACCCCAUCCCCCACAUCUCAGGAUAAUUUGGACUCUGAUAUUUCUGAGGAUUCUGACCAAGAAGUGGAUAUAGAAGGAGACAAGGCUUAUCACAGCUGUGCACAUUAAUGUAUAGGCUUCUUAAAGGACCUUUAAAUUCUUCCUCCAAUUUAUAGGAUGGCUUGACUUAAUACCCCCCCCCCACCAAAACAUUUCUAUCAUGGGGUAAGGACAUGUGAAUAUAAUAAACUUUUGUACAUUACAUGGGCUACAAUGUAUAAAAUUCUAAUUCAUUGCAAAAAUCUUUAUUUCAAGAUUGUGUAUUUAUCUUUUUAUUAUUGUUGCAACCUGUCUUCACAUUUCUAUGUGUAGGGAACAUUGUUUCCUAAGACUUUUUUUCAGGACCUAAUUAUCAAAAUAAUAUUUUAUCAGGGAUUACAGACUUUAAGAAAAAAAUAUUUUUAUGGUCUG